Branchiostoma belcheri (Belcher's lancelet) is the source of this 1203-nucleotide messenger RNA. RefSeq names its product protein PFC0760c-like. The record is from RefSeq and is a predicted model, not a curated record. Lineage: Eukaryota; Metazoa; Chordata; Leptocardii; Amphioxiformes; Branchiostomatidae. The transcript has a single exon. The coding region runs from base 1 to 1203 and encodes 400 amino acids.
AUGGAAGACGAAACGGACAGGUCGAAAGAGCAAAAGACCCGCCAUGCAUCAAACGAAGAACGGGCCAUACGAACACAGGUCCGUGAUGUAGUUCACGAUACAGAUUUAUUCAUUCCUCUAGUAGUGAUCGCUGUAUUGGCAGGCGUGUUCAUUGUAAUAGGCUGUCAUGCUUUGUUUUUCUUCAUAAAUAGAGGUAGAAAUGACCAAAAUUUGGGACACAAUAGACAGGACCUCCCAUUUUCCACUAGUGCCUUACAGGGCAAUCCGAUGUAUCCACAUGGAACCUCCCAGUCAGGGAGUAUACAGGCUAACCAAACAGACAACACGUACAAUGAAAUAAAUGACGAUGAAGUAUACGAUCCGUCGGGCCACUACUACAGUGAAAUAAAGGACCAGGACACAGGCGGUGGCAGAACAGCAGUACUACAUAGUGAUCAGCAAAACGGCAACACGUAUAACGAAAUAAAUGAAGAUGAAGUAUACGAUCCUUCGGGUCACUACUACAGUGAAAUAAAGGAUGAGGAUAUCAGAAAUGCCGGCAGAUCCGUGUUUAAGUCGGUUUGUCCACGCAAAUUUCACGAAAUCGAGGAGGAUCACUUUAACAAUGUCGCUGGACAAUCCACAAUGAACGGGACCUACGAAAACGACGAUGACGACUCUUUAGCCUCCUACAUGUAUGUUGAACAGGACUCACAAAGCGAGAACUUUGAGAACGACUCCCUGACUUCUUACGCUGGACAAACCUCUCCCCGGCCAGAAAGCUAUGAGGACAUGAACCCCUUUACUGUUAUAGAUGAAGUACGGUUGUCCGUGAUUGACGAUGUAAGUGACAACUCAGUACUUUACAAGAUAGGCACAAGGUCGGUAGCUUCUGUGAAGUGUAGAUUAGAGAGAUGUUCUCCCACGAAGUCCGCCGAUCAGGGGCAGACGACUUAUGGCAUGACUGACUGUACAGAAACGUCUAAUGACACAUACAUCUGCACACCUGCAACACAGGGUAAUGUCGCAACUGACGAUACUGAGAACGGUGACGAUACGGAAGAACACUCUCAGAGUAUUUCUGGUGCUGACGAACACUCUCAGAAUAUUUUUGGUACUGACGAACACUCUCAGAGUAUUUCUGGUACUGACGAACACUCUCAGAGUAUUUCUGGUACUGACGAGGAAGAUUCAGUAGAGGUAGAAUCGAUCUUGGAUGAAUGA